CUCAAAGUGCAUCAGCUGAUGAGAGGAAACAGCCCUUCCGCACCGUUCCGCUUGAGCGUAUCCUGCAUUUUGCGAAAAGGUUCGCAAUGCUGCGCCCCAAAGCCUUGACCCAGGUGUUGAGCCAGGCCAACACAGGCGGCGUCCAGAGCACCUUGCUCCUGAAUAAUGAGGGUUCUCUCCUGGCAUAUUCCGGAUACGGAGACACGGAUGCCAGAGUCACUGCAGCCAUUGCUAGCAACAUCUGGGUGGCCUAUGACAAGAAUGGCCACCAGGCAUUCAACGAGGACAACUUGAAGUUCAUCCUGAUGGACUGUAUGGAGGGCCGCGUCGCAAUCACCAGAGUUGCCAAUUUGCUGUUGUGCAUGUAUGCAAAGGAGACUGUGGGGUUUGGGAUGCUGAAAGCAAAGGCACAAGCUUUGGUUCAGUAUCUGGAGGACCCACUCACCCAGGUGGCAGCAUCAUGAACCGUGGAGCCAAAGAUACUGGGGGAAAAGUCUUUUGUGACUUGACUCAGAAGGAGCUAUUUCCGAAACAGACUUUUACAGAAGAGACACUGGGUGCUUAUCAUGGGCUUUUUGGCUUGCAGACUGUGCCUCCUAGCAGUACUGUGGAUCGCGUCAGCCUUCUGAGUUAUGAAUCUUUCAGGCAGAUUUAAAAUGAGAGUGGGAAGAGAAUAAAAACCUGGAUUUAUCA
Messenger RNA from Sphaerodactylus townsendi, 693 nucleotides. RefSeq names its product late endosomal/lysosomal adaptor, MAPK and MTOR activator 2 (gene LAMTOR2). Gene Ontology annotation, cellular component: Ragulator complex. The transcript is spliced from 4 exons. The record is from RefSeq and is a predicted model, not a curated record. Gene Ontology annotation, biological process: positive regulation of TOR signaling; cellular response to amino acid stimulus. The coding region runs from base 87 to 464 and encodes 125 amino acids. Gene Ontology annotation, molecular function: guanyl-nucleotide exchange factor activity; molecular adaptor activity. Lineage: Eukaryota; Metazoa; Chordata; Lepidosauria; Squamata; Sphaerodactylidae.